GUCGCCGCAUUUUGUAUAGUAGUGUCGGGUGUCGGCGAUGACUAGUCUCACGUGAAGCCAUUAUAAGCGCCCCGAGGGUGCACUAACAACUGACGACUGCUGCGCCAUCCCUCCUUGCAAUCGUCACUUUUAGCACGGUUCCCCUCUGUUUGCACGAUUCGCGUACUCGCUGCUUGGAUAUCAAAUUCAAUCACCGGCUGUUUUGCCCCCUCGUUCCUUUUACGCAUUAUACCUGAUUAAAGACACACGGCAUCCGGCUUGUACGCCAUGCCCUUUCGAGUGCGCUCCAAGGCAAACAAGGGCGCUGUUGAGCGAGAACCCAGUCCUGCCCCAGUGCUCUAUGACGCAGCCAUCAAGUUACCCCAAAUCGAACAAGAUGAUGAAUUUCGCCAUGUCGUUAAGAAGCUAUCCGUCUACUUUCGUGACGUGAUAGAGCUGCCCAGCACCUUUGAGCAACUUCGAACAACUGCCGCCGGAACGUGUCUGCGCGUGCUAGUCGAUCAUUUGAGUAAAUCGUGCACGAAUCCCGCGAUUGUCAACGCCCUGCUCGCGCUAAAGUGGCACUAUGAUGCCGACAAGGACAACCAGACGCUGAGCGAGUCGCGCUCGUCUGCUUGCGAAAUCGUCGCUUGGCGAUUCCUCACACGUUUAUCUGAACGGGAAGCGGUCAGUUACUGUCUGUACGAGAUCCCUGGGCCGUGCUCGCGCGUGUCUCCAAGACGAGCCGACGAGGAGGCGGCUGCUAGUGAGGCAUCACCACUGAUUCCCAAGCACAACCACGAACAUGAUGAUGAUGACUAUGUGUAUCGUCCUGCAGGGAGUAGCUCGAAGCGCUCACAGCUGCUAAGCUCUGUGUCGAGACUAACCAACCUUAGCGACGAUAUGGUGCAGGAGCAGGAUCCGAGUGCGUCGUUUAAGAAUCUCAAUGCGUUGGAGAUUGCGGCGAUUGCCAACGCAAAGCGCUUUCUCAGUCAGCAUGUCGUCCAGAAGAUUAUCACGGGUAUUUGGAACGGCGACAUUAUUUUCUGGGACAGUCUGUCGGUGCAUUCGACCAAGGAGCCGCGGUUCUAUAAUCCUGUGACUGCAGAUCCGUUCUCGCGGCUCAGAGUUCCCAAGUACUUGAAGUGCUGGGAGGUGCUGUUCUUUGGUAUUUUUCUAGCGCUGUAUUAUGCUGUGCUACUGAAUCGUGAAGAGGAGAAGGUGACUGGGUAUGAAAUCGCGCUGUUCUUUUGGAUCGCGGCAUACUUUUACGACGAGCUGAGUGAGUGGAUUGAUGCGGGAUCCGUGUUCUACGCAACGGAUAUCUGGAAUGUGUUUGACAUGAUUAUGAUUUUGAUCGGUUUUGCGUUUGCUGUUCUGAGAAUCAUUGGUGUAGCGUACAAGGAUGCGGUCACUAAUGAUCUCGCAUUCAACGUAUUGGCGCUUGAAGCGCUGUUUAUGAUUCCGCGAAUCUGCUCCAUCCUCAGUCUCUCGCCGUACUGGGGUACGCUAAUUCCGUGCCUCAAGGAAAUGGGCAAGGACUUUCUCAAGUUCAUGGUGCUUGUUGUGAUCAUCUACGUGGGCUUUCUGACUACCUUUGCCCUGGUUGGCCGCGACACAUUCAACUUUACUAGCAUGGCCGGGAUCCUGACCAAGAUCUUCUACGGGUCGAGCUCGGUGGGCUUUGAAAUCAUGGACGACAUUGAUCCGUUCUUUGGGCCGCCGCUCAUGGUGCUCUUUAUCACGCUAUCGUCGUUUCUGCUCAUGGGUUCGCUGACGGGUAUGCUGUCCAACAGCUUCUCGCGCGUCAUUGCCCAUGCCAAGGAAGAGUAUCUCUAUGUUUACAGCGUCUAUGUGCUCGAGGCAUCGACGAGCAACCGCCUCACGCACUUUUACCCGCCUUUUAAUUUGUUAGCAUUUGUCAUCUUCCGACCGUGGCGUCUGCUGUUCCCCCGCUCUGAUAGCGUACGAGCGGGCCGAAUCAUGCUCCUCAAGGCAACACACUCGCCUAUCGUCGGUAUGAUUCAGCUGUACGAGAUGCUGCGGCGCAAGGCAUAUGGUGAUGAGUUUGCCGGCUUCAAGGGCCCAACAAGCAUUGCUGCGGUUCGCGAUGCUGCUAAUUCCGGCGCCGAACCUAGACGCCGUCUUCCUGCCAUGAGGCUCAUUUCGCGCGAUGCAACCAUGGUGGAGGAGACGAUCCCGGGACGUCAUACGGAUGAUGAUGGCUUCGAGGGCCAGACGCCCGUCGAGAUGCAGAUUGCAGAGCUGAGCCGCAAGGUGGACGAGCUGACUGCGCUCGUGAAGGUUUUGGCAGAGAAGAAGAGUGCUUAGAAGCUUUGUAACGUUUUUUAAGGUUUGCGAUUGUCGUUGUUACACAGCGUUUUGUUUCCCUUUCGGGUAAUCCGCAACGUCAUUUGUGCAUUGGGUUGUCCCGCGACACCAGAUAUUUAUUAUUAAUUCUGCAGAAAAUACCACGUUUAUAUUUAGAGAUGCUUUUAUAAGAUCACAC
Molecule: messenger RNA, 2488 nt
Organism: [Torrubiella] hemipterigena
Lineage: Eukaryota; Fungi; Ascomycota; Sordariomycetes; Hypocreales; Clavicipitaceae
Source: the annotation of a GenBank genome assembly